Messenger RNA from Oryza brachyantha (malo sina), 2886 nucleotides. RefSeq names its product formin-like protein 14. Gene Ontology annotation, biological process: actin nucleation; actin cytoskeleton organization. Lineage: Eukaryota; Viridiplantae; Streptophyta; Magnoliopsida; Poales; Poaceae. Bases 85 to 2505 code for a protein of 806 amino acids. The record is from RefSeq and is a predicted model, not a curated record. The transcript is spliced from 4 exons. Gene Ontology annotation, molecular function: actin filament binding.
CACUGCACUCCCCCAUCAGCAACUGUGCCUUUUCAUAGAGAAACCUCCCCAAAACCCAGAGCUUUGCAGUUGCAGGGCUUGGCAAUGGCGAUGGCCAUGGCGAUGCCGCCACCGUCCUCACGUCGCCCCCUCCCAGACCUCAUGCUGCUGCUGCUGCUUCUUCAUCUUCUUCUUGGCGGCCCAUGCGCCGUUUCAUCCCUCUCCGUCUCCGCUCCCCCCCACAACCACACCUCCCAGCCCCAGCUGCAGCCAUUGCAGCAGCUCCAGCCUCCUCCUCCUCUCCCCUCUCCCCCGCCACCCUCCGCACCAAGGCCUCCUCACCACCGCCAUCGCACCCCGCCACCCCCCACCCCUCCGCCGCCGCCACCACCACCCACCUCAACCACGCCACCUCCCACCCCCACCCCCACUCCCGCCGCUCCACCUCCACCUCCACCUCCCACGCCCAAGUUCCCCUCCUCCUCCGCCACCCCCACCCCCACCCCCGACGCCUACCCCUUCACCAACUACCCCUUCUUCCCCAACUUCGCCGCCCCGCCGCCCCCCGCGCAGCAGCAGCAGCCAUCCUCCGGCGACGGCGGCUUACCCACAUUCCCGGCCAACAUCUCCACCCUCGUCCACCCCACGCCGCGCGCACCCCGCCGCUUCCCGCUCCUCCAGGCGCUGCUCCUCUCCUUACUCUCCCUCUGCCUCCUCCUCCUCUCCGCGCUCCUCUCCCUCCACCUCUUCCGCCGCCACCGCGCCCGCCCGCCCUCCUCCGCCUCCGCCACGCACCGCCGCACCCACGACGAUGACGACGACGGCGACGGCGAUGAGGAGGGCCGCCGCCUCAAGCCGCCGCCGAUGCCCACCUCCUCCUCCAACCCCAGCACGGAGUUCCUAUACCUCGGCACCCUCGCCGCGCCGCAGCAGCCCCCGACCACCUCGCAUCUCCGUCCGGGAUCGCCAGAGCUCCGCCCUCUCCCGCCGCUCCCCCGCGUUGGCCCACCUUCCGGCGAGUUCGCCUCCCGCAGCUCCGCCUCCGACCCCAGCACCGCGCCCCCCGCCGCCGCGGAGGCAUCGUCGUCGUCGCUCUCCCCUUCCUCGCCGUCGGCCUCCUCCCCCACGCUCGGCUCCAGCCCGGUCCAUCUCCGCCCGCCGUCGAUCCCGCAGCCGCGUGGGCGAGCCCCCAAUCCAUCGCCCCCGAAGCGGAGGCCGCAGCCUCCGGAGCCAAUGGCUGCGCACGCCUGGAACCCCUUCGUCCCCACGCCGCCUCAGGCACCUCCCUCGGAGGAGGAGGACUCGCCGUCGGAGAAGAGCAUGCGCAAGUCGCGGCCUUUGCACUCGGAUAAGCUCAAGCCCGGGUCUUUGCACACGAAGGAUGAGAUGAUCCACCUAUACCUGAACAACUCCACCAUGGCGGCGGCGAUGCCGAGGGAGGUGUGCCUACUGGGUGCUCCAAGGUGCCAUGGCAUCGGCAUGCUGGUGGGAGCAUUGGGUGUUUCCAAGGAGCAAGUGCGCGAAGCCCUCAUGGAAGGUAAUGCACAUGGUUUGGGAGUUGAAGCUUUGCGAAUGCUCAUGCAGAUGACCGUCACCAAUGAGGAAGAGCUUAAGCUGAAAUAUUUUAAGGAUGAUCCGUCCAUCAAACUUUGCCCUGUAGAAGCUUUUCUGAAGGCAAUGCUGGAUGUGCCAUUUGCGUUCAAGAGAAUGGAUGCUAUGCUCUAUAUUGCCAACUUUUAUUUGGAGGUCAAUCAGCUCAGGAUGUCAUAUGCUACUCUUGAGGCAGCUUGCCAGGAGCUGAAAAGUAGCAGAUUGUUCCACAAGGUCCUUGAGGCUGUCUUGAACUUUGGCAACUUGAUGAGUAUCAAUACAGGAUCUCCAAAUUCGCAUGCCAUGGAGCCCAACACUCUUCUAAAGAUCGUUGAUGUGAAAGGAGCUGAUGGCAAGGCUGCUCUCCUGCAAUAUAUUGUCCAUGAAAUUGUGAAACCAGAAGGGCACAAUCCGUUAUACAAAACAAAUGCGAGUACUACCAUGCAGUAUGAUGUGGAGUGCAGAAAGCAUGGUGUUCAGGUUGUGUCCAAACUCACGGCUGAGCUGAGCAAUACCAAGAAAGCUUCAUCCAUUGAUAUGAUGAAGCUCAGCAGAGAUGUUUCAGAGCUUGGCGUAGGGCUCGGAAAGAUCCAUGACGUGUUGAGGCUAAACAGCAUGGUCACCUCAGCUGACAGCGCGAGGAGGUUCCACAACACGAUGAGCAUGUUCCUGAGGCAGGCAGAGGAGGAGAUCCUAAAGCUUCAGGCCCAGGAGAGCAUCUGCCUGUCUUGUGUGAAGGAGGUGACAGAGUACUUCUUCCAAGGUGAUUCAAGCGGCGAGGAAGGGCAGAUGGUGAGGGUUUUCGGCGGUGUGAGGGAGUUCCUAGCCAUGCUGGACAGAAUCUGUAAAGAAGCUGGGGAUGAGAUGAAGAAGAGCAGUGGUUACAUGGGUAGAGACUGGAAUAUGGCUGCGCCAAUGGGAAUGACAACGCCUUGAGCUGCAGGCUGGCAAAUUGUCAUUGCCAUCUCAUCUCUUUGUUGCUAUUAAUUUUGUAGCAUAUAUGAAUGGAGAUUAUGUUUCCUACCGCACAAUUGAUGGCAAAUCUAUAUAGCUAUAUGCAUGUAAUGUUCUAGAUCUUGUAUAAAGUAGUAGCAAGCAUACUGGUAUGAUGGUAUGGAUCUUUUCUGCCUGGAGUAUCAUCUCUCCCUAGUUUGAUGAGAAUGCUGCUCUUUGAUCCUGGAGUUGUACACGGCAAUGGUUAAUUGGCUGCUAUUGUCCUCCAUGAUUCCACCAGUGAAUGCCUGGUGGGAUGGGAUGAAGAGGCUCAAAAUUAGAAAUUGUUUAACUGGCUGAGUUUUCUCUAGGUAGAUCAAGUAU